AUGUGCUGGUCAAGAAUAUUCUUAUUAAUUUUUCUUUUAAAUCAAAGAAUUCAUCGAGGAUGUGGAGAAUAUCUACAGACUAUUCUUGUACAACCAAAAUCUGUUGAAGUUCCACUUGGUAAAACCGUCGUUCUUGAUUGUACUGUAUUUAAUCAGUAUGGUGAAAUUGCUUGGUGUAAAGAUGGUCAUUGUACGAUGGGUCGAGAACGACCAUUAUAUUUCAUUCCUCGAUAUGAAGUCAUCGGUGAUAAACAAGCUGGUAUUAAUAGUUUAAAAAUUCGAGAUGUUAAUCUUGAUGAUGAUGGCAUCUAUCAAUGUCAAAUAGGCCGAACAAUUGAAGCUCGUGAGGUUCUUUCGAAUUUCGCUAAUUUAACUGUUCUUAUUCCACCGAAUCAAAUCUCUCUUACUUACGUACCACCUGGUAUUGCUAUUAGUGGAAAAGAAUUUAAAUUAAAAUGUGAAGUACUUAAUGCAAGACCAUCAGCAACAUUUACGUGGCAAAUACCAACGAAUACACAUAUUGUAAAUAUUUCACAACUCAAUGAACCUAUGACAACAAAUAGUAAAUUACUGGCAUCAAUUUCAAUUAUAACACUAGUUGCUGAUAUUAGCCAACAUGGACAAGAAAUAACAUGUGAAGCUGCACAUGUUGCAUUGAAUAAAUCGUUGACAUCAACAGCAAUAAUUGCUAUUGAUUAUCAACCUGUUGUUAAAAUAGUUUUAAAGCCAACAAAAAUGUAUGAAGAUAAAGAUUAUUGGUUCGAAUGUACAGCCGAAUCUCGACCACCAAUCACGGAACUUGUAUGGAAAACAAAUGAUACCAUACUUCAAAGAAUAUCACCUAUACCCGACGGUAGAUAUCCGUUACAUCUAACUGUUACACGUCAAAUGCAUAAUCAACAUCUUUCAUGUUCAGCAUUGAACAGUGCCGGAAUAGCAGAAGAUGUGAUGGUGCUUAAUAUCAAUUAUUCUCCUACAUUUAAAUCUUUUCCUUCGCCGUAUACACUUGCUCGUGUGGGUGACCUGUUAAUGCUUUCAUGUGAUGUUGAUUCAAAUCCACCAGCAAAUAUUCUUUGGACAAAAAAUGGAGAGUUUGUUGGUGGUGGAAGUCAAUAUCAAAUUCCUGAAGUACAUGAAAAUGACUAUGCUGUUUAUGCAUGUAUAGCAACCGUUGGAGGACAAUUUACUAAAAUUGUUGCAUCGACCAAAGUUGUCGCGCCCGGGCCACCUCGUUUUUAUCCUCCACAGCCAGUUCUUGCUUCUCGUGGUUCAGAAGUGAUGCUCAAAUGUCAAUUAGAAAAGCAUAUUGAACUAACUAAUUCAUUUUGGAUAUUUAAAAACGUAACACUCAUAAAUACUAUGAAAUAUACUGUAGUACCAGUACGAGAUAUUAAAACAAUUCCACGCUAUGAAAUGGGUUUAAUUAUACAUAAUGUACAAAAAAACGAUUUCGGUGAAUAUGAAUGUCAUGUUACAAAUCAAUAUGGAACUGAAUAUGCUCGCCUUCGCCUUGAAAAACGAAGUAGUCAUCUUCUCAUGCAAAUUGCUAUCUAUUUCACUUUACUUGUUUUAUUAAGUUUAAUAUUAUUUUCUUCAUAUUUAUGUUGUCAUCAUGCUUUUCAAGUAGAUCAAAAACGUAUAACUUUAGGACGAAUGCGACGAGUUCAAACUUGGCUACAAAGUAAACCAAGCAUGUGGAUUCAUAAUUUAACAGCAGCAGAAAAGAUUCCAUUGACUGUAUAUGAUGUAAAUUCAGGUGUAACUCGAACUACACUUGAUCCACCCGUUGAUAUUAUCGAAUGUUAUGUUACAAUGAUGGAUGAACAGAAACGUCAAAAUUUCAAUCGGCCAUUAUUACCACCGCCACUGCCGCCACCGAUUCUAAUAGAUCGAAUGCCAUUUUGUAAUGAUGAUCAAUCGGAACAGAUCUAUGAAACAGCUGACCCUACUUCAUGGCAUAUCGAUGUUUAG
Molecule: messenger RNA, 1971 nt
Organism: Rotaria socialis
Lineage: Eukaryota; Metazoa; Rotifera; Eurotatoria; Philodinida; Philodinidae
Source: the annotation of a GenBank genome assembly